Capsicum annuum is the source of this 2306-nucleotide messenger RNA. RefSeq names its product nucleobase-ascorbate transporter 3. The coding region runs from base 482 to 2134 and encodes 550 amino acids. Gene Ontology annotation, molecular function: transmembrane transporter activity. The record is from RefSeq and is a predicted model, not a curated record. Gene Ontology annotation, cellular component: plasma membrane; plasmodesma. Gene Ontology annotation, biological process: transmembrane transport. Lineage: Eukaryota; Viridiplantae; Streptophyta; Magnoliopsida; Solanales; Solanaceae. The transcript is spliced from 14 exons.
UCUAGUUUAGCUGCAUGUUUCAGAACUUAUUAUGGAUAGUUUGGUUUGAAAAUAGUUAUUUCAGGAUAAUUAAUAUUCAAAUUAGUUAUUUUGGGAUUAUUCGAGAUAACUUAUCUCACCAUGUAUAUGGGAUAAGUUAUCUAGAGAGUAAGAAGAAAAUAAUGGGAUAACUUACCUCGAGUUGGAGUUAUCUCUCCAAUCAAACACUUGAAAAAUGUGUUUUUUUUAAUUAUCCCGGAUAACAAUUUCAAACCAAACGACAAGUAUUUAUCUGUAUUCAAAUUUCAUUUACUGUUGUAAUUAAUGUUCUUUCCUUCCAAAAGAAAAACAAACAAAAAAGACUCUUAACAAUCUUUAAACUCAGAUUUCAUUUUCUUUAUUUCUACUACUCUAUACUAGUAUAUCAUGUCGGUGCUAGUUCUUGAAAACUAGAAAGUCUGAAUGUUCCAUAUUUGUGUUUUUGGAAAGUAGAAAGAGAAUUAUGGGAGAAACUCAUAAUCAUGGACACAACCACCAGCCACCGCCGCCACAGACGGCGGCGCCACCGCCAGCAAUGCCACUUGGUGCGGCUAAAGGACCUUUGUUUCCUCCUGCUGAACAACUACUUCAGCUUCACUACUGCAUACACUCUAAUCCUUCUUGGCCACAAACUGCCUUGCUGGCUUUCCAACACUACAUAGUUAUGCUUGGAACUACAGUUAUGAUUGCCACCGUGCUGGUACCUCAGAUGGGUGGGGGUCCGGGUGAUAAAGCUCGAGUUAUCCAGUCCUUGCUUUUCACAUCAGGAGUGAAUACUCUCUUGCAAACUCUCAUUGGCACAAGACUUCCCACUGUGAUGGGUCCGUCGUUUGCUUACCUUAUAUCAGCCCUGUCGGUCAUUAACGAUCUUUCUGGCAGUAACUUCCGGAGUGAGCAUGAGAGAUUCGAGCACACUAUGAGAGCUAUUCAAGGGUCGCUGAUUGUGUCUUCCUUUAUCAACAUAAUACUUGGAUAUAGCCAAGUCUGGGGAAAUCUUACAAAGUUUUUCAGUCCUGUUGUCGUUACGCCCCUUGUCUGUGUUGUAGGUCUUGGUUUGUUUGGUAGAGGCUUUCCUCAGGUGGGUGAUUGUAUAGAGAUUGGCCUACCUAUGUUAAUUCUACUUAUCAUUUCCCAGCAGUAUAUGCAACAUGUUCAUCCAGUUGCCCAAUCCAUACUUGAAAGGUUUGCUUUGCUCCUCUGCGUUGGGCUUAUCUGGGCUUUUGCUGCUAUUCUUACCGUUGCUGGUGCUUACAACCAUGUAAAGGAGCAAACUAAGCUGAGCUGCCGAGUUGACCAUUCAUUCCUCUUGUCAUCAGCUCCAUGGGUCAAAGUCCCUUACCCUUUCCAGUGGGGGACUCCCAUAUUCAGAGCUAGCCAUCUCUUUGGAAUGAUGGGUGCUGCACUUGUUUCAUCAGCAGAGUCAACAGCAACGUUUUAUGCUGCGUCAAGGCUUGCAGGGGCCACAUUCCCUCCGGCACAUGUUGUGAGUAGAAGCAUUGGCUUACAGGGUAUAGGACAGCUCUUCGAUGGGUUCUUCGGUGCUGUUGUUGGCACUACUGCAUCUGUAGAGAAUGUCGGCCUUCUGGGACUAACUCGUGUUGGGAGUCGACGAGUUGUUCAGAUUUCUACUGCUUUCAUGAUCUUCUUCUCGAUAUUUGGAAAAUUUGGAGUAUUCUUUGCUCAAAUUCCUAUACCUAUAUUUGCAGCUAUCUACUGCAUCUUAUACGGUAUAGUUGCUGCUAUUGGUAUUUCCUUCAGCCAAUUCGCCAACAAGAACUCCAUGCGGAAUAUAUACGUGCUCGGUAUCUCUCUAUUCCUCGGUAUAUCUAUACCCCAAUACUUCGUGAUGAACACGGAUAUUGCUGGCCACGGACCUGUUAGAACUCCAGCUGGAUGGUUUAACGACAUAUUGAACACGAUCUUUUCUUCACCUCCUACCGUUGCAACGAUUGUUGGGACAUUCGUAGACAACACGCUCAAAGCGAGACACUCGAAAGAUGAUAGAGGUGUUCCAUGGUUGGUUCCAUUCCAGAGGAGGAAAGGAGAUAGCAGAAAUGAUGAGUUUUACAGUUACCCUCUUAGAAUUAAUGAGUACAUCCCAAGUAGAUUUCUGUGAGAACUUAUACAUCCAUGUAUAUGACUAUCAAAAGCUGUAUGACAAUUUCUUUUUAGCUCACAACUUAGUACAAUUUUUGUCAUGUUCAGUUAUUAUUACAUGAAAUUUGUGAACAUCAGACAAUUGAGGCCUGCAAGUUUUUAUGAUGCAUAGCCAGUAGGAUUUAAGUUUA